AUGGCUAACAAAAAAGGUUAUAAUGAAUAGUAUGAUGAAAUGCAGAAUGAUGCAAAUGGUCAGAGAGAAGGGGGAGGAAAUUAAGGGAACAAUCAAAAAUCUAAUAAAGGGAAAAGCAAGGAUAAGAAUAAUGAGGAUGCUGCUUAAGAUCUCAUUAAUUAUAAGGGAAUUUAUUAUGACGAUGACUAAGGAUAGAAAUACACUGACCCAGAGAAUGGGGCUCAUUUUGAAUUCACUGAUUUAUGCCGUCGAAUAAAGAAGAUACUUUCGAAGGUCGAGUGGGUAAGUCAACAUCCUCUUGAGGUGAUUGAGCAGCAGGCUGCUACGAUGUUAGCAAUCGAUCCUAUUUUAGCUCAUGCCAAAGAAGUCGUUUUGCAAAGAGAAAAACAAGCUCUUAUUAAAGAUAUCACAGGCGCCAGUUAAGGCAAGAAAAGUCAGUAAUCCCACUAAAAAUAAACUGUUACUCAGAGCACACAAGGCAAGAUGAGGGAUUCUAUGACAUCUCAGCAAAUGAGCCAGAAUAAGAAAGAUCUUUAAUAGACAUAAAAUAGGGAUUCAAUUUAGCUUUCACAGCAACAACAACUUGAAAUUUAACAAUAAGCAAUGCAGUAACAGCAGCAAAAUCAGUAGUAAUUAUAGUAACAGUAGUAAUAGCUUUUAUAAUAGCAGCAGCAGCAAAUCUAAGAAUAGCAAUAUCUUUAAAAACAACAGUAGAUCUUGUAGUAAUAGCAUUAACAGCAAAUGCAAUAACAAUAGUUAUAAUAGGCUUUGUAAUAGUAAUAGCAAGAAGCACUCCUCGCUUAGGCUAAAUGGAGAAGUAAAUCCAAUGAGAAUCAGAUUAGUAACACUAGCAAUAUGGCCAAUUCUCAAAAGAUCCAGAAAUCAACAAUGAAAGUUCAGGAAGUUACCCUUCACCAGAUUGGUAUUGGAUCUAAUACUCUUGAGAAUCCUUCAUUCAUAGAUACAUAGAGUGCUGCAAAGUUAAAUAACAGAGGGAAGACGCCAUAAAGUCUGAGUAAGUCAAUUAGCAAUGGGUAGUCUGGUUCGAUAGAAAAGUGCAACAGUCUUUCACAGAAUAUGAAAAAGAUGCAAGCAAAUAAAAUGGGAUAUAAUGAAUCUAUUAUUAGUGCAGCUGGAACAAAUAUCACUAUGCAAAACUAAACGUAAUUAACUUUUGUACUAAUGAAAUCUAUAUAGGAGAUCAUCACAAAGAUCAAACAGAGAAAAGCAAAGUUCCCUAUCAAAUAAUACAUCAGGUGGGAACUAACUAUAUGCGAAGCCUUCAGUGCCUGCAACUUCUUAGUCAAGGAAUACAAACAAGUACGUGAGUAGCAACACUUUCUAGUAAGUAUCCUAAAUAAAAUUAAUGACAGUUAUAGCAAUAAUAACAACAGCAAUCUCAAUAACAAGACCCAGAUUAUUCAAAAAUCUACUAUUCCUACCCGCAAUAACACUGAUAAUCUCAUGCCAAAUUUCAACAAUAAUAGCCUUGCAAUUCAGAAUUUUGGAUCACUAGCUAUAUAAAGCACUACGAUUGGAAAUAGUGUUAGCAAAUCCAGGAACUUGCAAAAUAAUAUUUUCAGAACGACAGCAUCGAUAGGAUCAGCGAAGGGGAUUAAUAAGAGUAUGCUUUCAAAUACUUAGACGAACAUAGAUCCCUCCUUGCUUAUUGGCACUUCUUUAUAAAAUCAAGGCGCUCUUAACAAAAAGUUCGUCGACUCUAUGGGCGGAUUGGGCUCAGGCUCUCAUACUAAGCAGAUAUCAGGCAGCAGCAAGUUUAACUAGACUAUUGCUCAGCAAAACACUCAACUCUACUCCAUGAUCUAUCAAAAUAGACAGAAGAAUAUGGUUAGUAACUUUUUGAAGGGAGUAGACUAGAGGCAGCAAUAGAAAACAAGUAAUGGCGGCUCAAUAGGGGCAGGCACCAAUUCUUAUCAGAAGGGAGUAGGCACAUCCAGAAACUAGGGUCUGAAUGCACCGACUGCAACGAAAAAGAAUAAUAUGAAUCGUAGCAAUAUAGUUGGUAGUUCUGGCAGUGGGAAUCAAACAAUGGACAUUGUUAUUAAUAAAUCACUAAUUGGCAAUAGGUUCUACUGA
Molecule: messenger RNA, 2097 nt
Organism: Stylonychia lemnae
Lineage: Eukaryota; Ciliophora; Spirotrichea; Sporadotrichida; Oxytrichidae
Source: the annotation of a GenBank genome assembly